AAGCACUUGAAGUGCUGGACACUUCCAACCACUUCUUCUGACUUAUUCACUAGGUAGACUGGGCUUAGCUCCUCUGCAGAAAGAUGUCCUGUGGACAGAUUAGUUCCCGCUGCCUGCCACCAUGUGAGAUGAUGUGCCCAGAACCAUAUGUGGCUGCCUGCAACUAUCCGAAUACAACAUCGUUUGGAGACUCAAGAGCCGUGGUCUUUGCACCUCCCGUCAUCAUGACUUUCCCGGGACCGAUUCUCGCCUCUUGCCCUCAAGAAAGUGUUGUGGGGGCGGCAGAGCCAUAUCCAAUUGGGGGAUAUCCUGGGGGACCCUAUGAGGGUUCUGGGGGAUCCUAUGGAGGAUCAAGUGGAAUUGGAGGCUCCUAUGGGGCCUCCUAUGGGCAUUCUGGGGGAUCCUACGGGUAUUCUGGAGGAUCCUAUGGGGGAUCAAGUGGGAUUGGAGGCUCCUAUGGGACUUCUGGGAGAUCCUAUGGGGGAUCAAGUAGAACUGGAGGCUCCUCUGGGGCCACCUAUGGGAGUUCUGGGCAUUCCUCUGGUAUCUCUGGGGGAUCACGUAGUUCUGGAACCUCUUAUGGGGGCUCUGGGGGAUCCCGUGGGGGAUCCCGUGGGGGAUCAGGUAGAACUGGAGUCUCCUCUGUGAGUUCUGGGGAUCCCUAUGGGAUCUCUGGGGGAUCACAUCGCUCUGGAUCCUCCUCUGGGGGCUCUGGGGAAUCCCCUAAACGUUAUGGGGAAUCCCAUGAGAGACCAGGUGAAAGUGAACACUCCUCUGGGAGUUUUGGUGGUUCCUAUGGGAUCUCUGGGGGAUCACGUCACUCUGGAACCUCCUCUGGGGGCUCUGGGGAAUCCCCUAAAGGUUAUGGGGAAUCCCAUGAGGGACCAUGUGAAAGUGAACACUCCUCUGGGAGGUCUGGUGGUUCCUAUGGGAUCUGUGGGGGAUCACGUCGCUCUGGAACCGCCUCUGGGGGCUUUGGGGAAUCCCAUGAAGGAUCAAGGAGAAAUGAAGACUCCUCUGAGAGUUCUAAGGGUUUCUAUGGGAUCUCUGGGGAAUCAUAUGGUUCUGGGGACCCCUAUGAAGGUUAUGGUGGAUCAUAUGCUGUGGGAGGCUCUGGGAUUUUCAGGAGCUCUUUCUUUUCUAGAUGCCCCCCAGGCAGUUUUAGCAGCACUUUCCCUUUCACCCGAUUUGCCUAUCAGCGCCAGUUUGGAAACAAUGAGUUCUUUUAAACCCUUCCACGUUAUCCACAGCAGCAGAAACAGCCAGUGGCAGAUUCCAGGCAGAGUUCGUGGGAAAGGCUGUCAGACCUGCUGAGUCCUCGUAGCUCCAGGUGGGGUUGGAGAGUUCUGCACGUUUACAGAUCACCCCACAUGUGCUUUCUUCAUGUUAUGGUGUGCCUUCGGCUUGGAUUGGAGGGUCUCACUGCUUCGCCCUGAACUACUACGCUCCUUCAUCCUGCAUCAUACUGACUUAGGGGAAUGUCAAUCAUUUAAAAUGUUUGGGAACAAGGCGUGAUGGUCCGUUUCUUCUUCUGCAAUGAAGAUAGAUGGGAGGUUUGCGAGAGAUGCACUCCUCACAGUGAGUGCCUGGUUGUGGCCCUGACUGUAACUCCGGAAACAUGUCUUUCCCGCUGUGCAUCCUUUCGUUCUAUAAGGCUAUGUUCCCUGUCUCAUUCGCAUUAAAAAUCUUGUUGCAUCACA
Molecule: messenger RNA, 1700 nt
Organism: Alligator mississippiensis (American alligator)
Lineage: Eukaryota; Metazoa; Chordata; Crocodylia; Alligatoridae
Product: keratin, type I cytoskeletal 9-like
Exons: 2
Coding region: 84-1229 (381 amino acids)
Cellular component (GO): intermediate filament
Molecular function (GO): structural constituent of cytoskeleton
Source: RefSeq, a predicted model, not a curated record